AUGGAAGCGAGAACACCCUUCCAAGUUGGCAAGUUCCAACCGCUCCACCCUUAUGAUGUGCGGGGCGGGAUUGGAGUGUUUGGAGCAACUACCAAAACAGUGCUAGAACUUGGAGCAAUGGGCAGCACAAAGGCGCAAAGGCAAUCCUCACAAAGUGUGCAAAGACACUUCGCCUCUCUUGGUGCAUCUGAUGGGUCGACGCCCUCCUCUCCCAGGUCCACUUUUAAUGAUAUGGAGGCCCUUUUGUCUCCUAUUUUACUCAACAGUGCUGUUAACUCCCCACCUCCAGUCUCUGGUGAUCAUGUUCCCUCGGUCACUGACCUAUCUUUGGAGGUUUUACUCCAUAUUGCAAACACAAGUGACUCCGACCUUCAGAAAAUUCAGGAUGGAGUCAUCAAGCUCUGUGCUCCAUUGGUUUACAAGCAAACUCAACUCUUAGAGUUGCUUCUUGCUCUCUCAGCAACCUGCCACUACAACUUCCAUUACAUCAAAGGCUACAUCCAAAACCGCACCCGAAACCUCAUCUCCGAGUUUCAACUAUCUGUGGACAGGCUGUUUCAUGUCAUGAACUUCUAUGGAGCCGUUAUUGGUGGUUCAUGUGCACUGUCAAUGAUUGGUGCAGAGGCAAGCACCUUUUGUCCACUUGAGAUGACUCUGUAUCUGCCCUAUGAGUAUCAUAACACCUUAACAGCAUCACUCUUCCAACAUCUUCAACUAUUGGGUCGCAUUACAGGGAAAAACCAUAACCCCUUGGUUACACUCAUUGAGUGGUAUGCAUUUGGUAGACCAAAUGAUCUUCCUCUCCACAUCACUGCAGUUUUUACAACAACAAAUUAUCCUAUCGAGGCACUUUUCCACUCUCAGUAUAGCAUCACUCUAAUGCUAUCACAUCCAAAGGAAUUUUUUCUGCCUACCGCUCCCUCACCUCACUUGGAUGGCCAGGUUCUUCCUCCCAUUCCCUCACUCCCUCAAAUUACAACAUUCGAACCAACUCUCGCUCCUCAUGAAGUCAUAGUUUGGUUUUUUGGAGGUGGAUAUGGGUGCACUCCUAUGGGCUCCACCUUUCCUUGUCUUUUUGGCACCAUUCCUGUCUUUGACCUGAUUUAA
Messenger RNA from Laccaria bicolor S238N-H82, 1107 nucleotides. RefSeq lists its product as uncharacterized. The transcript is spliced from 8 exons. NCBI's taxonomy places the organism in Eukaryota, Fungi, Basidiomycota, Agaricomycetes, Agaricales, Hydnangiaceae. The record is from RefSeq and is a predicted model, not a curated record. The coding region runs from base 1 to 1107 and encodes 368 amino acids.